Molecule: messenger RNA, 3322 nt
Organism: Durio zibethinus
Lineage: Eukaryota; Viridiplantae; Streptophyta; Magnoliopsida; Malvales; Malvaceae
Source: RefSeq, a predicted model, not a curated record
CACGAAAGACUAAUUCUUAGUUAAGUAAUUCGACAAAAGACCCUUUCACAGUUCCACUCAAACGAAGAAAAAGGAGUUUCCUUCCCUCUUUGACAGUAACGACAAUUUGAGUUUGAGUCUUAGCUUGGAACGUGUCAGUCCCCUCUUUAGAAUAUUCCAAGAAACUGAAACAGAAACAGAAACUCUUCAGCUGUUAUUUAAAAGCUUAUAAAUCUUCAUCGUAAUCAAAGCUCUUCUUUUUAUGAGUUUUCCUUAACAGUAAGGAAAUAAUACUUCCCAUUGACACGUAGCUUUUUCUCUCUUUUCUUUAAAUCUCGUCCCCAUAAAUCUCGCCUUUCAUCGAUCAAUUUGACUCCAAAGAUUUCACUUUCUAACAAGUGGCAGUCCCACUUUCUCUUUGACGGGGAGAGAAUUUAUUAGCUUUGCUUAAGAUUGAGAAAUGAGAGAGGUUGAUUGAAAUCAAUGGGUACCAACAGAUUUAUCAUGUUGAAAAAAACCCAUCUCUAUUUUCUUUUUGGUUUUAUGCAUGGGUUUUUGUAUAGAAUCAUGUUUCCAGUUGUUGAUUCUAUCUGGGGUUUUCUCUCCAAGUUCAUUAUUUGUGUUUUUAUAUCAAUAAUUGGGUACUUCUUCAGGUUUCCUACCAACAGAUACCUUGAGGUGAAUGACUCUGGGGCUUGUUUGGAUUCAAACUUUGAUGAGUUGAAAGAAAGUGAGAGCAGUGAUCAAGGAAAUAGAGAAGCAGAGAAUUCUGGCUUGGUGGCAAGCUCAAGCAAGUAUGAGUUUUUGUACAGGAAAGGUAUUAGUGGAUUCGUCAAAGAACCAAAAAUUGAGAGCUAUACUGUGCAUGCGUUUUGUAUGGGUUCAAAUGACUAUGCCAAUUGCAAUGGUAGAAUUCUUGUUUCAAGGGACUCUGCCGAUGGUGAUAUUGGGAAAUUUGAGGUUGAAGUCGAGGAUGUUAUUGAAAAGAAAGCGGAGGAUCCUGUGGAGAGUUUUAUAGGUGAAAAGGUUUUGGAGAACUCUGUGGAAGAAACUGUUGUCAAUGGAAGGAAAACAGAGAAGCCUGUUGAAGAGAAAGCAGAGGACUCUAUUGAAAGUUUCAUAGCUGAAAAGAAUUCGGAGAAAACGAAAGCUGGUUUUGAGAAUAAAACAGAGGAAUCUGUUCUGAGGUUUUUCUUUGAAAAGAGUUUCGAGAAACAAAUCAAAGAAGGACAUUCAGUUGAAGCAAACGUUGCUGUUGAGGACAAAGCAGACGACUCUGUUGGGAGUUCAACCGUUGAAAGCAGUUUUGAGAAACCAGAACUGGCUAUCGAAGCAGAGGACUCUGUUGAGAAUUCCAGUGUUGAAAAGUUUUCGGAGAAACCAAAGCAGGAGAUUGAAACAGAAGAUAUAUUCGAAGAAAAGGCAAAGGAAUCUGUUGAGAAUUGCAUUACUGAAAAGAUUUUAGAGAAACACGCAUGUGACAUGGAAGGUAAUGAUCAUGUUGAAGAGAAACUUGGGGACUUUUUUGGGAGUCCAGUAAUUGACAUUUGUUUAGAAAAAUGGCAUCAGGAAAAAGAGGAAUCGGAUGAAGAUGGGGAGAAGUUUCGCCCAAGAAGCAAGGUUGAAGUUGAGUCAAUUACUUACGAAGUUUUGGCCAAUAGGCUUGACUUGAGACCUGAAAGUUAUCAGCUGACGGAUGGGCUAAAGGUGGAAAACAUGGAGCAAGAAAUUCAUGAACGCAAUACAAGUGUCUCAGAUCCGGAAGCAGCAAUCAUAAAAGGUCUAAUCAGUGAUUCCGAUGAUGAAUUUAUAGAAUUGGAACCGCAGUCUGAAAAAUUGUGUGUAAUGGGAGAAACACAUUCUGGAGAAGAUUUAAGAACUGAAGAUAAAGAUGGUGAUGAAGAUUUCAAUCAUAAAGAGACAGAGUCAGUGGUUUCCCCAGACAAAACCAAAGAACCAACGUUGCAAGAGGAGUUCAUCUCAAGUUAUGAGGAGCAAGAAGAUGAUUCAGAGCAUUAUGGUUUAAUAGAGCGGCUGAGAAUGGAACUGAAAAUGGCAAGAACUGGGGGACUUCCAACUAUUUUGGAAGAAUCUGAGUCUCCAAAGAUAGUGGAAGAACUGGGGCCACUGCAUAUUGAUGAAAAACAUGAUCACAAAGAUCAUAUUGCUGAAAUUCAAAAGGUAUACAAGAGCUACUCUGAUAAAAUGAGGAAACUGGACAUCUUGAAUUCCCAGACCAUGCAUGCAAUCAGUUUACUUCAACUAAAAGACAUCCCAGUUCGACUAAGCAGUACAUUUGGAAAAUCUUCAGCACCAGCAAUUAAGUCACUUCUCUCACAGAAUUUAUGGCCGUUCAAACAACGGAAGGUUGAAGCUGAUCCAGCAACGAAGUUGAUUAGAGAUUUGCUCAAGGACUUUGAGACAGUCUAUGUUGGACAAGUAUGCCUUUCCUGGGAAAUGCUACAUUGGCAAUAUGGCAAAGUAAAAAUGUUGUUGGAAUGUGACAGCCAUGGUAUUCAUCAGUAUAACCAAGUUGCUGGGGAAUUUCAACAUUUUCAAGUGCUUGUGCAAAGAUUUUUAGAGGAUGAACCCUUUCAAGCCAGACCAAGAGUUGAAAACUAUGUCAAGAACAGAUGUGCACUUCGGCAUCUUCUCCAAGUUCCAGUUAUUAAGGAUGAUUGCUCAAAAUAUAUGGAGGAUGCCAUGUCAAGUGAAAUGUUAACAGAUAUCAUCGAGGAAUCGAUGCAAGUAUUUUGGGAAUUCCUCCGUGCUGAUAAAGAUGAAGCGAAUGCGACCUCCAAGACUCCCCAGCAAGCGCAGGUUGCUCCACACGACCCUAUUGACUUGGAACUUUUGAUGGAUGUUAGAACGGAUCUUCAAAAGAAGGAGAAAAGGCUUAAGGAAAUUCAGAGAAGUACAAACUGCAUAAUAAAGAAGUACCAAAGGCAACACCGGGGAAAUCUAUUAGAUCAUGCACUGUUCAUCGCUCAAGUUGAACUGAAAUUGGUUUCAAGAGUAUUAAACAUGUUGAGGAUAACCACAGAUCAGUUAGUUUGGUGUCAUGAGAAAUUACAAAGGAUUAACUUUUGCAGUAGGAAGAUAGAGAUAGAGCCCUCAUUUACACUGUUCCCAUGUUAGCAACGGUGACCACCGCCACCACUAUACUUUUUAUCGGUUGUAAAUAUAUGUAUGACAGAUAUAAGCAAAGCAAUACAAAGACAUUGGCAUUUUGAUACAGAAAGUUUUCUUUUUCUUUGCCAACAAUAUUAUGUACAAUCAACCAUAUGCUUGACGAUGGAACUCAAAAUUUCAUUUAUAUUAUGAGAAAUGUCAUGGUCUAACA